GCCCUCCCCGCGCGCCGCCCCCGCCCCGCGCCCGCCUCCCGCCCGCGCCCGCGGCCUGGCGCGCCGCCCCCGCUGCCCGGGCUCUGGGCGCCGCCGAGCCGCCGCGGGAACGCUCCGGCCGCACCAUGCGCGAGCUGCUCAUCGAGAUCGGGGUCCGAGCCUUGCUCUUCGGGGUCUUCGUUUUUACCGAGUUCUUGGACCCUUUCCAGAGAGUCAUCCAGCCGGAAGAGAUCUGGCUGUACAAGAACCCGCUGGUGCAGUCCGACAACAUCCCCACCCGCCUCAUGUUUGCAAUUUCUUUCCUCACUCCCUUGGCCGUAAUUUGUGUGGUGAAAAUUAUUCGGCGGACAGACAAGACUGAAAUUAAGGAAGCCUUCUUAGCGGUGUCCUUGGCUCUUGCAUUGAACGGCGUCUGCACAAACACUAUUAAAUUAAUAGUGGGAAGACCUCGCCCCGAUUUCUUUUACCGCUGCUUUCCAGAUGGAGUGAUGAACUCAGAAAUGCACUGCACGGGGGACCCCGACCUGGUGUCCGAGGGCCGCAAAAGCUUCCCCAGCAUCCACUCCUCCUUUGCCUUCUCGGGCCUCGGCUUCACCACUUUCUACCUGGCUGGCAAACUGCACUGCUUCACCGAGAGCGGGCGGGGCAAGAGCUGGCGCCUCUGUGCCGCCAUCCUGCCCCUGUACUGUGCCAUGAUGAUCGCCCUGUCCCGCAUGUGCGACUACAAGCAUCACUGGCAAGAUUCUUUCGUGGGCGGCGUCAUCGGCCUCAUUUUCGCCUACAUUUGCUACCGACAGCACUACCCGCCUCUGGCCAACACGGCCUGCCACAAGCCCUACGUCAGCCUGCGGGUGCCCCCGGCCCUGAAGAAGGAGGAGCGGCCGGCGGCGGACAGCGCGCCCAGCCUGCCCCUGGAGGGCAUCACCGAGGGCCCCGUGUGACGCUCUGCGCGCCUGGACCCUGUGCAUCCGC
Molecule: messenger RNA, 972 nt
Organism: Sorex fumeus (smoky shrew)
Lineage: Eukaryota; Metazoa; Chordata; Mammalia; Eulipotyphla; Soricidae
Gene: PLPP4
Product: phospholipid phosphatase 4
Exons: 7
Coding region: 126-941 (271 amino acids)
Biological process (GO): phospholipid metabolic process
Molecular function (GO): phosphatidate phosphatase activity
Source: RefSeq, a predicted model, not a curated record